Anolis carolinensis (green anole) is the source of this 5752-nucleotide messenger RNA. RefSeq names its product endonuclease V (gene endov). The record is from RefSeq and is a predicted model, not a curated record. The transcript is spliced from 9 exons. Gene Ontology annotation, molecular function: RNA endonuclease activity producing 5'-phosphomonoesters, hydrolytic mechanism; single-stranded RNA binding. NCBI's taxonomy places the organism in Eukaryota, Metazoa, Chordata, Lepidosauria, Squamata, Anolidae. Gene Ontology annotation, biological process: DNA repair. The coding region runs from base 189 to 1010 and encodes 273 amino acids. Gene Ontology annotation, cellular component: nucleolus; cytoplasm.
GGGGGGUGAAGUUCCAAACGCCUGGAGGGCCAAAGUUGGCCCAUGCCUGCGCCUAGCUGCUAGCAAGUGCCUGCCCUUUUAUGUCCUAUCCUAGACGUGCCUGAUCUGUGCGGAAGAGGGAGAGCGAAAGGGAAAGGACAGCCUAGAAGCAGCACAGGAAGGAGGAAGAAAUCCGGAGCCCGGGCGCAAUGGCCAAAAGCCGAAGCGAAACCGGGCCGCCGCUGGAGCAAGACACGCUGCGGGGUUGGGAACGUGACCAAGGCCAGCUGAAAGCAAAUGUGAUAGAAGAAGAUACGCAGGAGUGGCAGAGCAGCCCGUCCUUUGUGGGACUGGAAAGAGUUGGGGGAGUCGACCUGUCUUAUGUCAAGGGGGAUGACCGGAGUGCCUGUGCCUCCCUGGUAGUGCUCAGCUACCCAGACCUCCAGGUGUUGUACGAAGACUGCCGCAUGGUGGGUGUGAGUGCCCCGUAUGUGGCGGGUUUCCUGGCCUUCAGGGAAGCGCCUUUCUUGGUGGAGGCAGUGCAGCGCUUGGAGGAGCGAGCGCCUGGCCUCGUGCCUCAGGUUCUUUUUGUGGAUGGAAAUGGUAUACUCCAUCACAGAGGUUUUGGUAUUGCCUGCCAUCUAGGUGUGCUGACAGGCCUCCCCUGCAUUGGUGUAGCCAAAAAUCUCCUACAGGUGGAUGGUCUUUCCAAUGAUGAUCUGCAUAAGGAACAAAUCCAAGCCCUCCAGGCAGGAGGAGAUACCUUCCCUCUCUUAAGUGCUUCAGGGACAAUCUUGGGAAUGGCCUUGCGUAGCUAUGCCAAAAGCACCAAACCUGUGUAUGUCUCUGUGGGCCACAAGAUGAGUCUUCCAUCCGCUGUGCGUCUGGUUCACUCCUGCUGCAGGUAUCGGGUUCCUGAGCCCAUCCGUCAGGCAGACAUAAGAUCCAGAGAAUACAUCCGGAAACACUUGGAAGCCACCUCCGCCGUGUUACCUCAGCCAGAGAGGAUGAGUGAAGAUACUGAACAAUGAUGUGACAUCAAAGAUAUCUUCACACUGUAAAAAUCUAGACAAGGUACUACUCAACCUUGUGAAUGGUCGGUUUCCAACUGCUACCGACUCCCCUGUGGAGCAGGAAUACAGCAAGAGGACAUCGGGAGGAUCUGUCAGUCUUCUGCAGCUAUCCUCCAAGGGUAUUUCUCCCCAAUUUGUGGCAGGAAGUUGGAGCCUUGUCUCCGUGGACUGAUGGGCCAAAUGGAUGUAAAGUUAAUUAUGAGACAGCAACAAUAAUAUGUGGACUUCAGUUACAAAGUCAAUAUCAGCCAUGGUGAGUCCUUCGGAGCCUGUAGGGUGCCCUUUGCAAAUGUGAGGUAUUGCACCUCUAAUUAUCCCUAGACUGCAUGGCCAGUGGGCAGGCCUUCUGGGGAUGAUAGGGAAUGUAGUCCAAAACAUCUGGAUGCUCUGAUUUGUUGGGAAGCCGCUGUGGUCGUUGGAGAGGGUGAGCUUAACUAUUUCGUUCCCUGUCAUAUUUCCAUUUCUUAUUUGAAGCUGCUUUUUUUUAGUUUAAAAGGAAUCCACCUCUCAGAAGCUUAUAUAGCCUUAGCCUGAAAUGUAAACAGCAACUGCUUUGGAGAAGUCAUUUUCCUUGAGACUUCAGAAGUUGAAGUGAGUCUGUGUGUUUAACCCAUGCUCCUCAGAAUGAGUGUCCACAGCCUAACUGUUGCUGACGCCUGGGGAGGUUUCAGAAAAGGAUGAGAUACUUGUAGCCAACGAGAAAAGUAUGACGCUGGCCCCUUGCACAUUGGGGUGGGGGAGUGAAUUGCUAAUCCCUCACAUCGGAUUGCUGGUUAAAUAGCCUUCCCACCCACGUCUUCCAGCGCUGCUUACCUUUCCCUCCCUCUCCCCUCAGCUGCUAUUUGCCCAACAAAUGUCACGUCGUGUUUGGCCCCCAAUCCCAGCUCCAUGGAGAAUAUGCCUAUAGUGUAUGACACAUGUCUACAUGUUUAUGCCAAACAAUCGAUGAUACUGUUUUAAUUUUCAAAGAAACUGCAAGCCUUGCUGAAAUGAAUGGAAUAGGGUGAACAGAAAUAUCUGUUCGUAGUUCUUUUUUUUUUCACUGUCAGGGUCAUCUUCAGAACAAAAAACCUUUGCUUCUGAUUUUGAUGUUUUAAUAGUAUGCUAGAUGUUACAUUGAUAAUAUAAGCAAACAUUUCACUGGUAAUCCUAUAAAUGAUUUAAUGUGUACAGUUUCCUAAUUUUAAGUCAGCAAUGAGAAACCAGGCUGCGGAGCUAAUGGAGUAAUACAGAAAAUAAAUCAGGAUUCAGAGUGAGGAAUUCCACUAAGAGCUUGAAGUUGGUCGUGUAAGGAGAUUCUAAUUGUUUGUGCGUGCUCUCUCUCUCUCUCUCUCUCUCUCUCUCUCUCUCUCUCUUUCUCAUUGCUCCUUCCCCUGCGUCUUUUUAGUGACACUCAGUUGCUGGUGCUGCUGGUUUCUCCCCCUCCCUCUGCCACUGCCACUCUCUUCGUGAUCGUUGCUGUCACUUUCACACCUCCCUGGAGAACAGAUGCUGAAUCCCCAACUCCUGAUGGUCUCAGCAGAUGGAUAGAGAGAGGACUUUGUGUAUUGGGUGGGUGUGUAACUUGCGGAAGCCAACAAUCUGCUGCUUUCUUUUGUAGGAGGCUUCAAGGCCUGGGCUGAAAUUUAGGCUAUGGAAGAGCUUUAAAUCUUGCCUGGUGCAUCGACUUUGCAGGGUUAACAGCGUUUCGCCUCCACCGCUUGGCAUUGUGCAGCCCCAGUGUGGUCUUUUGGCAGUCCUGAACCAUUCACUGUGUGCCUACAGCAGAAAGAAUACGUUUGGUGUGUCAGUUAUGUGCAGCUCUUUGGUGGCAUCAAGAAAAAGCCUGUCCACAAAACACUAUGGGGGAAUUGUACACCCUAUCCAGAGGCAGCAAAGUCUAUGGACCCCACCUGGCAAUUCUUGGCUUUCUUUCCUGCUAAUGAUUUCGCUAUUAUGAUUUCCUGCAGAUGAGUUCUGAUCAGGCUCAUAGCCGGGGGGGAGGGGGCUUGAGGGGCUUCAGCCCCCCCCCCCCUGAAAUUCUCAGGGUGGUCUGCGAGAAGGCCUUACAUUUAUUAUUUAAACUGUUAUGUUUAUUCCUAUCAUGAUCUGAUCACCAUGCUCAAUAUAUCCCAUAUGCAUGGGGGUAUUGGGAUAACGAUACAAAAGGUUUGCUAGGGUAGACGCCCCUCACCCAGAUUCAGCCCCCCCCCCCGAAUCAAAAUCCUGGCUACGGGCCUGGUUUUGAUAGUCCCACUUGACCUCGACUUGUGGUUCCAUAGAAUUUCCCCUAUUGGAUUUGCUAAUGCUCUUCAAUCCCAUCCCACAAUCCACCUGCUGUCCUUACAUUUAGACCUGCAGCUCCACUGCAUAGCCGAGUCCUCAACUCCCUUCCUUUCAAUCCCACAGCCAUCUGUUAUCCAAAGUUUUGUUUCUCCGCCUCCUUUCCAUUUAUCGUGAUCUGCCACUCCAGCUCUUCCAUCACCAAUGCUGUUGCCACCUCUGUCCUGAAUUCAAGCUGAAGCUGUCUCCUGCUCCAGCAUCUUUGGAUGUCUCCACAAUCAACGCUGUCAGUCCACUAACACUGAAUCCUGAGUUGAUUCCAUGACCUAGUGAAUAUCCUAGCCCUGCAGCAUACCAAAGUGUUUGGAUACUAAUGUAGCAUUGCAGAUGUUCACACAUCACCAUCCUUUGCCAGCUAAGUGGCACAAAGGCCCAAUGCUGUCAAGGAGGCAACAGCAGUGAAAACAUCCUCGCAACUGGCAUUUUCUUUGAAUGGAGCCACAACCUUAGCUGCCAGAUGCUGCCGGGUGAGGAACCCACCUGUGACUCAAAACUGGAUAGAAGUAAAGGGGUUGGUGUGAGGGGGGACGGGGGACAAAGAGAGGCAGAAGCAGAAAGAGACUAUUUCUGCCACCCGCUACUUUUGUAACUGGGAAAGAUCUGCAAACUGUCAUUAGCAAACUCUGCCUGCAAAAGCAAAUUCAAUCUGGCUGAAAGAACUAGUGCCAUCUGUGCACAGCUGUUGAGGUGAAAGCGACCAAGCCCUGGGGCCUUCCACCAGAAGGGUCCAUCCAUCAUUCCAGGGCUCCACAUGUUCCUUCUCACUGGUGUUCAUUGCUUUGGACCUGGAAAGAGCUCUUAUUGUGGCACUCAAGAGCCAUUUGCAGGAAGCUACAACCUGUCAGAAAAAAACAUGGAGUGAAAGAACAGGAGUUCCUCCUUCCUCUGCUACCUACAUGUGGAGUCCAGAAUUAUCAAAGGGUCAAAGCACUGGCAGAUGGCAGCAUCUCUGCUGGUGAAGUGGUGAGUCUACUCCAGGUUUGGUUUGACUUUGAAAAGAACUAUCUAUAGUGCUGAACUCUAUCCUCAAAAUACACUUGGGACCUUGUAGCGAUUACAACAGAGUGGAUGUAUCACCUUGCUUAUAUAAAAAUCACCAGUUGUUAAAGAGUGGUAAAUGGCCAGAGGGAUUGAACUGAAGGAGAAAGAGUCAAUCAUCCUGUGGAUUUGUGAGGCUGCUGAGGGGAAAAGACAAGAUCAGUCACUAUUCUUCAUAGCUGCUGCAUGUCCUUGUGUUGUGGAAGAUUCCUGGAGCUUUAAACAGGACACUGCUCACCUCAGCUAGAUGUGACUUGCUUUUACCCAGGCUGCCUGAGGUUGUGGAAAGCUGGCCUACUCUCUUCACUUCCACUUGCUGCAAAGAGGAGCAGCCUGAACAACUGAAUGUUCAUUUUUCAGGGAUGCUCUUUGGCUCUCAGAUUUUCCCUUCUGUCUUCUAUAUGGGGUAAAGGAUGGGGAAAAUCUGUCUGUUUCAGUUUCUCUCACUAAAUGAUAAAAAAGUGGAAAUGACAACUUCAAGCACUUUCUGUCCUUAAUAUGAAAGAAUUUGAAAAGUUGAUAAAUUAUUAGAAAAGAAACCAGCAAAAUUAUCUCCCAUUCUGCAUUUGCAAAAUUCAAUCAGUAGAUCUAUUUGCAGGAACCUACUUGCCAUAUAGAAGUCCAAGAUGGCAACCCUAGUUCGGCAAAAAUUAGGUUGAGUACAUGAGGAUUGAAAUCUGAACCGAAGCUAACAAUCUGUUUGGCUCCUCCUAUGUUUGAAUAUUUUAAAUCUCAUGUUCUUUUCACCUUUCCUGUUACACUUUGUGCCUGACUGGGCUCCUUGUUUUAUUUUUGUUGGGUUUUAAUUUUUCUGUGUUUGCCACAUGUCUACAGUCCAGUAGAUUGUGUGUUAAAACUGUCAGGAUUGUAAUAGUGUAACACAGUUUCAAAGGAUGGUCACAAUUACUUGCUGAGAAUGAGAGACCUCCAACAGACCCCACUUUGCCAGCUCAGGGCCAUGACUUCCUUGACUGAGUCAUCUAUCUUCCUCUUUUCCUGCUGCCUUCAGCUUUACUGAGUUUUAAUGUCUUUUCCUAUGCGUCAUGUAGUCUCAUUCUGUGUCCAAAGUACCACAGCCUCCGUUUAUUCAUUCAAGCUCUCAACCCCAUUUAUUUGUGUUUUUGCCAAUCUGUGGAAGCCAUAGAACUCUCCCUCAACACACGUGUUUUUAAAACAUUAAUUCUCUUCAUGCCAGUUUUCCCCGUCCAGAUUUCACAACAAAGCACAGAAAUUGGAAAUAUAAUGGCAUAGACAAUCCUGACUUUGGUGCUCAAUUAUAUAUGUUUCAAUGAUAUAUGCAAUUUUAAUUGUACAAUAAACAUAUAUUUAUUGUAACUUAA